AUACUAAUCUCAAGCACAGAAAUCUUCUGCCUUUAGUACAGUAGAAAGACACUUUCCUAUUCUCCACCUUCCUAAGCCCAAAGGGUCUUUGAUUUCUCUCCUUUUCUCUGUUGCCCCAAAGGGAAAUUCCCUCUGUUAGAUAUGGAAGCUAUCAAGAAGCAGGCUACCAAGUUCAGACAGCAAGUUGCCAAGCAACAGCAAGCAGUACUCAGUCUCCUUGGGCAUUUUAGUAAUGAAGACAUUGCGGUCGAUGAAGCCGAACUUCAAUGUCAUCAAAAGCUUCAAGACCUGUAUGUUUCUACUAAGGCCGCCAAGCAUUUGCAGCGAAACAUUUUCCGAGGCGAAGAAGGAUUUAUUGCAACAAGCUCAAAGCUAAUAGAAAUAGCUAGGAAGUUGGCUGAUGAUUGUUGCAAGUAUGGAGCUGGAAAUCAAAAUACUGGUUCAACUCUUGCAAGAGCUUCCCUUUGCUUUGGUAAGUCACAUAAAUCAAUGGAAGAUGAAAUGGAGACAUUGCUUGGGAUCCUUGGUGAGAAGGUUUCGGAGCCACUACGGGCAUUAAUUACAGGAGCUCCUUUAGAGGAUGCUCGACAUUUGACUCACCGUUAUGACAAAUUCCUUCAAGAAGUUGAAUCUCAGACCGCAGAUGUUUUGAGACGUAAAUCAAAGACCAAGGAAUCUGAUAUAUCUACCGAAAGCUACAUGAAGCUUAAACAUGCCGAAGAAAGAUUGACUGAACUUAAAUCCUCAAUGGUGGUACUAGGAAGAGAAGCAAUUGAUGCCAUGUUGUCAGCUGAGGAUCAACAACAAAAUAUUACUUUCCAAGUGCUCCGUGCAAUGGUUGAUGCCGAAAAAUCUUAUCAUCAACAUGUUCUUGCUAUUUUGGAGAAGAUAUAUGCUGAGAUGACUCUAGAGGAGCAGAAGAAUGAGUCAUUGAACUCGGUGACAUCAGAGAGAGAGCUGAGUAUCUCCAUUUCACAUGAUAACAUUAGUUCGAAUGGAUCUGAAGCUCGGGGAAACAAACAAAGUUAUGAAUAUUUCAUAGCAAAGGUUGUACACCCAUUUGAGGCUGAAGCAGAUGGGGAGUUGAACUUAGCAGUUGGUGAUUAUGUCGUGGUUCGCCAGGUGGGUCCCAAUGGAUGGUCGGAAGGAGAAUGCAAGGGGAAGGCUGGAUGGUUUCCCUCUGGUUAUGUAGAAAGACAAGAGAAAGCACCAGCAAGCAAGUUGAUUGAACCAAACUCUGCAGCCUCUGCCCGAUCUACUUUUGUAAACCAGUUGGGAGUGAGAUGAACAGAACAGAAGAAUGGUAAACGAAGAGCAUACCCCGUGGCUGUAUGAUGCCCUUUGGCCUUUGUAAUGUAAGUAAUUACAGAGUACAUUCAUUGAUAUUAAUAUAUGUGAAAUUGUAUUGUAUGCUACAUAACGAAAGCUACUACGAAGUUAGAUUUGUGAAGAAGAUUCAAUAAACCUUUUCUUUUUUGUGUUCUGAAAAAUAAACAAAGUCACGUUGUUCGUCUCUCAUUUCAUGUUUAAAUGGAGGAUUUGAUUCAAGUUA
Molecule: messenger RNA, 1552 nt
Organism: Hibiscus syriacus
Lineage: Eukaryota; Viridiplantae; Streptophyta; Magnoliopsida; Malvales; Malvaceae
Product: SH3 domain-containing protein 1-like
Exons: 11
Coding region: 142-1287 (381 amino acids)
Molecular function (GO): protein binding
Source: RefSeq, a predicted model, not a curated record